Camellia sinensis is the source of this 1126-nucleotide messenger RNA. Lineage: Eukaryota; Viridiplantae; Streptophyta; Magnoliopsida; Ericales; Theaceae. The record is from RefSeq and is a predicted model, not a curated record.
ACCCUAGUCGGUUGAGCAUCAAAUGGCGACCGAAGAAGCAGUGGUUGUGGCGGUGGAGUCUGUUCCUGAUCUGCCGCUGGUGGUGGCGGCGGAUGAGGCGGCGGAGGUGGAGCAACCGGCGGCGAAGUCGAAGAAGGCGAAGGAGCCCAAAACAAGGAAGCCUAGGAGCCCUCCAUCUCAUCCCCCAUAUGUUGAGAUGGUUACCGAGGCAAUUGUGACAUUGAAGGAGAAAAAUGGAUCGAGUCAGUACGCGAUCACGAAGUUUGCAGAGGAAAAGCAUAAGAAUCUUCCGGCGAACUUCAAGAAAUUGUUGUUGUUCCAUUUGAAGAAGCUAGUUGUAUCUGGUAAACUUGUGAAGGUGAAAGGCUCGUUCAAGCUUCCUGCAACUCGGCCUUCUGUGCCGAAGCCUGUUGCUAGUGCUCCAGCGAAGAAGAAGCCGGCUCCUGCGAAGCCGAAGACUGUGAAAGUGACGUGGCUUUUGUUGGAAUUGUACUGAAGAAGCUCAUCGUCCUGUGGACUGUGGCACUGUGUCAAAGUGGAUUUUGAAGAACAGCGCAGAAUCUGAAAACAUGAAUUGGAUACUAGCUAAUUCCAAGCCUUGUCCGAAGUGCAAGCGACCAAUUAAAAAAAAACCAAGGCUGUAUGCACAUGACGUGCACACCCCCUUGCAAAUUUGAAUUCUGCUGGCUAUGCCUUGGUGCGUGGUCUGAUCAUGGUGAGCGGACAGGCGGUUUCUAUGCAUGUAAUCGAUACGAGGCAGCUAAGCAAGAGGGAGCAUAUGAUGAAUCCGAGAGGAAGAGAAGAGAGAGAGCUAGUGUAUGCAUGUAUCUGUGUGUGAUCAGGGAGAGAGAGAAAAAUCGGAAGUGUGUAUUGAGUGAUGGCAACAGUGAGGUGCCGAGAGGGAGAGUGAGGUUUGAAUUGGUUGAGAUCCGGCGGGCGGUCAAGGCAAGGUUGCCGCCCGCCGGAAGGCGAAGAACACCAAGAUCUUUAACCUAUAGCUCUGAUACCAUGUAAGAUAAAUUGAUAGAGAGAGAUACAGAGAGAAUGAAUUAUGUAUAUUGAUUUAUGUAUUGAAUGUAUUUUGUACAAUGGUUCAGGAGCUCCUUAUAAAGGAGAAGUUUACAAA